AUGUAUUUUAAUCAAAACGAACUUGUUGAGCCAGGUAUAGGACUCUGUUCAGUCUGUGGAGAUAGAGCUGAUGGUUAUCAUUAUGGUGUUCUUUCUUGUAGAGGAUGCAAUGCAUUUUUCCGACGGGCAGUAGCUUUUAAUCUUCAAUUUCAUUGUCGACGUGAAGGGCAUUGCGAAAUAAACAAGAAUGCCCGAUGUGCUUGCCGGUAUUGUAGGCUACAAAAAUGUUGUGAUGUUGGAAUGGAUCGAUCUGCUGUCCAAAUUAGAAGAGAAGUAAAAGACUUGUUAGGCCUUUCACAAUCUGUCAAAAAUAAUUCAGGUCCUCAAUCCUCCCUUAGUGCUGAUUCUUCAACUAUUUCACAGCCAUCUAUCAGCCCUUUUCUCUCUGCUAAUGUUUUUGACAGUGCAAAAUCUCUUGAUUCGCCACAACUAAAAUCUCGUUUUCUCGGUUCAAUGAGUUCCUCUUUGGCUAAUAGUCCACAGGUUGCCCAUCCCCUCGAUCGCUUUGUUGAAUGGUAUUUUUGCCAACGCUAUAGACGCUCCUCAAUGCUUUGCUCAACUGUAGAACAAAUUCUUCUUUGUUCUCAACAAACGGGGCAACAAUCAAAAAUGGCAACCGUUGAUGAUUUAUGUCAGGUCAAUAAAGUUCAGAUGGUUUUACUUUUUGAAUGGAUUGAACAAUUAGAUGAAUUUGAGACUUUGGCACAUUCACUUGACAAGAUUCGUUUAUUAAGAACUUUUGCUCCAAAAUAUCUUUUAUUAGAUAUUUUAAUUUAUACAUUAGAGCAAGGAUUUACUGAUUAUAUUUUAUUACCUAAUGGAAGUUAUAUACAUCGACAAAGUUUAUAUUGUGGAAAUCAACAAUCUAAUUAUGUUAAUUAUGAAAAUGGAGGGGUAGAAAUGAGGAAACUGAAAGCUUCAGAAAUGUAAGUGAUAGAGGGGGGUAAGGCUGGCGGAUCCAGGGAAAUCCUCGGAUAUCAGGAUUCGAUAUACGGACCGAAAAUUUCUGAUAUCCUGACUUCUUUUGGAUCUGGAUCCGAAUAGCCAUACUAUUCAACACUAGAGAUCGGAACGGGAUCGGGACCCGGUCCCGUUUCCCGGUUUCCCGGUCCUUUUUCCCGGCUUUUUUGAAGAUGCCGGGAUGAAACCGGGAUCGGGAAUUCCCGGUUUUCCCG
Meloidogyne enterolobii is the source of this 1175-nucleotide messenger RNA. Lineage: Eukaryota; Metazoa; Nematoda; Chromadorea; Rhabditida; Meloidogynidae. The record is from the annotation of a GenBank genome assembly.